AUGCCGCAGGAUAUAUAUGAAGAUGAAAAACGAGAGGAAGAAAGCGAAGAAGAUCUGGUGGAUGUCGUGGACGUAGUCGUAGAGCCAAUCAGUGCAGGUGCCAGCGACGAGGAUGAAGAUUUAGUAGUUAACGUAGAAGACGAAGGGGUAGAAGACUUCGUUAUUGCUAAUGCGAGAGAAGUGCUCGUCGAGGUGGUCAUCAAUAACAGAGCGGUGGAAGUUCUAGCUGUUGAUGUAGAGGAUGAAGAAGAGGAUAAAAGGGCAGCGGCUCUCGUUGUUAUUAUUGUGGGGGAAGAGCUCACCGAAGUGGUUUUUGAUGAAGAGGAAGUUGGAAGGGUAGAAACUCUACCUGUUGACGUAGAGGAUGAAGUGGUAGAAGGUCUAGUUGUUGAAGUGGCGAGAGGCGAUGUCGUUGAAGUAAUUACCAAUGCGGGAAGGGAGGCAGAUGAGGUUGUGGAACCUAAAUAUUUCGAGUUAGUGUUGGCUCUAAUUCAAAUUGAAUACUUACUUCUUGAAGAAGAUGUGAAUGAAGAAGAUGUGAAUGAAGAAGAUGUGGACGAAAAAGAUGUGGACGAAGAAGACGAGAUUCUCGCCGAAGGAGUUGGAUAG
Messenger RNA from Botrytis fragariae, 609 nucleotides. RefSeq lists its product as uncharacterized. The record is from RefSeq and is a predicted model, not a curated record. The transcript is spliced from 2 exons. The coding region runs from base 1 to 609 and encodes 202 amino acids. Lineage: Eukaryota; Fungi; Ascomycota; Leotiomycetes; Helotiales; Sclerotiniaceae.